This is a messenger RNA of Zea mays, 3390 nucleotides long. Its product is annotated as RING/U-box superfamily protein. Bases 497 to 2779 code for a protein of 760 amino acids. NCBI's taxonomy places the organism in Eukaryota, Viridiplantae, Streptophyta, Magnoliopsida, Poales, Poaceae. The transcript has 7 exons. The record is from RefSeq and is a predicted model, not a curated record.
CAUGCAUAAUUAGAUACCAUACAUAUACACGCACAGUUGCGAUUAUUACGCGUGAGUGAAAGAGAUACGCGCCUCUCUCCUCUCGCGGCCCAAACCAAAUUUACAACAACCAAAAAAGAAACUAAAUAAAAAAAUAAAUAAAUAGCGGCCUUUUCUUCUUCGUCUUCCUUCCACCUUGCUCCUCAACCUCUCUCUCUCUCUCCUUUCCUCCGUGAGUUGCGUCUCCACCUCUCCUCCCUCUUCCUUCCGUCCUCGUCCUCCCCACCCAAUCCAACCCCCUCCCCGCCGUCCCCGAGGCUGGCUGUAGCCGUCUCUCCGGCUCUGGCUCGCAAUCCAACCUCCAAUCGCUCGCGAAUGCCGCCUCCUCGCCGCGGCCCCAACCCCGCCCUAAUCCCCACCCCGUCGCCUCCGCAUUAGCCAUUUCCCAGCCAACAAUCUCUUCUCCUCGCGUUAGGGUUAGGGCACCCCAUCUAUCUAUUGCGACAGACAAAACGACAUGGACGAGUACCACCACCACCACCAGCGCAUGGGCGCCGCCGCCGACUUCCGCCGCGACCUCGAGGACCUCGUCUGCGACCACCUCGGCGGCUGCUUCUCCCCGGCCCCGUCCUCCUCCUCCUCCUGCUCCGCCGCGGCGGGCGGAGGCGCCGCGGACCAUGAGCCCGACGGCGAGGCCGAGUCGUCGGCGGUGCGCAGGCGGAGGCGGGAGUCGCGCCUCCUCAGCCGCUGGGUCGCGCGCCAGGCUGAGGAGGUGCUCUCCUCCAUGGAGCGCGAGGUCGAGCGCCGCAACCGCGAGGCCGAGCUCCUCGCGCUCGCGCGCCUCCACCCGGUCUCCACCCUCGACCCCUCCUCCUUCCUCCUCUCCUCGACCGCCGCGCCGCCGCCGCCGCGCCCGCAGGCGCCCUCCCUCAACGCGCCCUCCUCGCUCCUGCAGAUGUGGCGCGAGCUCGAGCACCCCCGCGCCGACGCCGCCCACCCCUUCGACCGCGAGCCUUCCCCGGACAACGCCGACCGUGACCGCGAGCGCGUGCGCCAGAUCGCGCGACGCCUCACGGACACCGCCGCCGCCGCUGCCACCGCCACCGCCGGUGGGGAGUGGCUCGGCGAGACGGAGCGGCAGAGGGUCAGGCUCGUAAGGGAGUGGGUACAGAUGGCGAGCCAGCCGCGCGACUCCCGUGCGGGCACGCGCAGGGACGAGCCUGCAGCCGGGACCGACAGGGACAGGCGAGGGGAGCUGGAGCCUCCUCGGCUACGAGGCCGGCAGGCGCGAUUGGAUGUCAUCAGCCGUAUGGCCAGGGAGCGUCAGCGCGAGCUGCAGGGCAUAUCAGGGUACCAUGUGGUGUCGGAGUUUCCUCGCCGCAGCCGCAACCGCAUCCAGGGACUGCUUAGGGGAAGGUUCUUAAGGAAUGGGGCGCUUGAAGAGGAGCGACCACCAUCUGUGGCAGCGAGGGAGCUUGGGCAGUUGAGGCAGAGCCAUCGUAUGCCCGCCUUGAGACCAGAGAGUAUUGCAAGUAGUCAAGAUGUUAGCCAAUCUGAUGCUUCUGUGGUUGAGAGUGUUAGAUUACUAGAUAACGAUGAAUCUCAGCAAGGGGCUGAGGUGGCUUUUACUGAUAGUGAGGAUACCACCCAAACUGUGCUGGAGAAUGUGGAUUUACAAGAAAUGGGUGCAGAUGGUGCUGAGGCACACUCACCAAGUAUACCUAUGGAUGACAUGGUUAUGAUGCAAGAGUCUCUAACUCAAGGUGACAACAUGCAGCAAGAUGGGACAGAAGAUGACACGGGAUUCUGGCAGACAUCUUUGGAUGCCAGUCUUAAUAGGUGGCCCAGUGAGAUUGGUGGAGGUGCCGACAGAACUUGGGAAGAUAAUGCAGAAGACUUACACAGUGAAACCAUGGAGGAGGAUGACAGGGAGCAUGGUCAUCUACAAGAAGAGCAUGAUGGAUGGCAUGAUAACGAGUCUCAUGGUACCAUGGAGAACUGGCAAGAUGAUUACCAAGAUUCCGCACUUGAUACAGGCCCCAUUCCUAGGAACGAAAAUAGGUUUAUCCCACCUGACGAUGACAAUGUGUACAGCAUGGAACUUAGAGAAUUACUUAGCAGGCGAAGUGUGUCCAAUCUUCUUAGUAAUGGUUUUGGUGAAAGUUUGGAGCGAUUAAUAAGGUCAUAUGUUCAACAGCGUGGUCAUGGUCCCCUCAACUGGAAUCUUGAUGCAGCCAUGCACCCUUCAAAUGGACCAAAUGCAAAUCAGGAACAAGAACGGAACCCUGAAACUCAGCAAUUCCAGGCUCCUGUCAAUAGACCUGCCCUUGUUAUCCCUCCUCCACCUUUGCCACCACGACAACCAUUAUGGCACAGAGAACUGCGUCAUAACAACUGGAACAGCAGACACAGGGAAUGGGAUGCUAUUAAUGAUUUAAGAGCUGACAUGGGUAGACUUCAGCAAGGGAUGAGCAGCAUGCAGAGGAUGCUGGAAGCGUGCAUGGACAUGCAGCUGGAAUUGCAGCGUUCUGUGAGACAAGAAGUGUCAGCUGCCUUGAAUCGGUUUGCAGGACCUGAAGGAUUGUCGAUGGAUCUGUGUGACGAUGGAUCAAAAUGGAAUCAGGUGAGGACAGGAACCUGCUGCGUAUGCUGUGAUUCACAGAUUGAUUCUCUACUGUACAGGUGUGGGCACAUGUGUACUUGCUCGAAAUGUGCAAAUGAGCUGGUGCGCAGCGGCGGCAAGUGCCCGCUCUGCCGGGCUCCCAUCGUGGAGGUGGUCCGCGCAUACUCGGUAAUGUAAGGUGGUGGAAGAUACAGUCAGUAGGAAAGGAAUAAGUUGACGGCAAGCGAAGUUUUGCUGCAAGUGAAGAAAAGCUUGUUUAGGAAAUGGACCCCCUCCCAAUCCCCCAAAAAAGAACUCUGUUUUUCCUCCUUUGUGAAUCUAUAGGGGAGGCUACUUACGUUGCCUGCAUAUUCGUUGCCUUGCUGCUCGUGUCGCCGAGACGCAGGCGGCAAAGGGCGUGCCAUUAAUUUUUGGAAGAGCUUGCGUUGGGAAGUGGUGUCCCCAGUGCAAGCUGUUUCACUGUAUAUUUAUACACUGACUGAUCCUCAACUGAAGCAGACACCAGCAAUGCAUUGGUAUAUACCAGGUUCCUUGAUCACUCUCUGGUCCUCCCAGUGAGCAUUGAGCUGUGAUGUGUCAGUGUUUGGUGCGUUACAUCUGCGUAUCAGUCCGUAGUGUGGUAGUGGGUAUGUAGCUUUCAGCUCCCGUUGCCUUUGGUUGAGUCGACUUCUCUUUCAAAUGCACGGUCCGUGAUGUUUCGAGCUGCUGUUGUACGCUACACGGAGAAUGUACGCUUACAAACAUAUCACAUAUGAAUAUUGAUGAAAUAUAGUACAGUAUUAUUGUGC